UCUCACACAGAGAGUCCAGUUUCUAGAAAGUAGGCUGGGUGAGACUCAAAACCUUACAAAAAAGGUAGAGGAUCUGGAAGCCCAGCUUUUGUUAAAACUAGAUGCACAGGCUAAGGCCAAUGUCGCAUGCGACCUGAGGAUCCAUGGAGUUCCGUACGUCGAAGGGAUAUCUAUCGUAUGAGGCCGAACAAAAAUCUUUCCCACUCCAUCGUUGACCCCAUCAUCAUUGUCAAGCUGGAACUGGUGCGCGACAAAGCGGCAUUACUGCGCAACAUCGGUAUGUACAGGCGGGAAACCAAGCAGCCCCUAACUCUGCAGUUACUCGGCCUAAACUCACCAGCCCCAGUAUAUGUCAACGAGCAGCUUACCAGGGAAAACUACCAGAUUUUUAGAGAAGCUCUGAAAAUGAAAAAGCAUCGGAAGCAGCAAUCCGUGUUUACGCGCAGGGGUAUGGUUCACGUCAAAGUGACCCAAGAAAGUGAGAUCUGGGAAGUUCUCAAAAUUGAGGAUCUGAGGGAGAUGCAAGCUGCUACUGAGAGCCCUGCAGCUGGAGACGAGAAUAGCUCGUUUCGUCAAUAAUAUAACCAUAGGCAAAUUUUUCAUGUUAGC
Molecule: messenger RNA, 609 nt
Organism: Drosophila obscura
Lineage: Eukaryota; Metazoa; Arthropoda; Insecta; Diptera; Drosophilidae
Exons: 2
Coding region: 127-579 (150 amino acids)
Source: RefSeq, a predicted model, not a curated record